AAUACAUCGUUUUUAUUUUCAUCUCUUUCAUCGAAAAAUUUUAAACAAGCGGUAGCAAAAUGGAUAAAAGAAGAAGAGUAUGCUUCUCAAAUUCAAGUUCAAGUGAAGAAGAAAUAAAAGCAAACUCAAAAAAUAAAUACUUAAAGCAAUGGGAAUUAUUGCCCGAAUUCAGGGGCUGGCUAUGCCAGGAGGAAAAAGAAUCUGCAGCAUCAACAUCAGCUGUUCGGGCAUUUUGCAAAGUGUGCAAAAUUGCUCAAGUCGCCAAAAAAUCCGAGCUGCAAAAACACGCCAAGACUCAAAAGCAUAUUCGAAAUGCCAGCCUCCUGUUAACUAACAAGCAGCCUAAAAUGUCCUCUUUCUUAAGUAAGCCCAGUGAUGUUCAAGUAAAAGAGGCUGAAAUAAAACUUUGUGUAUUUGCUGCUGAGCACAAUAUUCCUUUCAUUGCUUUUGACCAUCUGACUGCACUUCUCAAGAAAAUAUUUACUGACUCGGAAACAGCAAAGAACAUGACCUUAUGCAGCACCAAGGCAACGUGUAUAAUAAGAAAUGUAACUGGAGAGUUUGGUUUGCGUAAAUUAAUUUCAAUUUUAAAAAAUCAAGUCUUCAGUAUUAUUAUUGAUGAGUCAACAACUAUCGAUUCUAAAAAAAACCUUGUUGUUAUUUGUAGAUAUGUUGUUGAUCUACAAAAAGUGAAAGUUUUUUGGCUUUAAUAGAAGUUCCUGAGGCGAACGCAAGAACACUGUUCGAGAAAAUUAUAGAUUUUUUUAAAUCGAAUGAAAUACCAUUUGAAAAAAAUUUGGUUGCAUUCGCUUCAGAUGGUGCAAGUGUGAUGGUUGGGAAAAAUAAAUCUGUUUCCAAAUAUUAAAAGGACAUCAUCCCAGACUUGUUUGUGAUGAGAUGCGUUUGCCAUUCUUUUCAUAUUGUGGCCAGUAAUGCAUUACGAUUCAUACCUGACGAAGUUGAAAUCUGCUGUCGGGAAAUAUACGCCCAUUUCAAUUGUAGUGCAAAACGUCAAAACAUUUUAAAAGAAUUUCAAGAAUUUUGUAAUGUUAAACCACACAAAAUGCUUCAUCCUUCACAAACAAGAUGGUUGUCUCUUCAUGCAGUCAUUAAAAGACUGAUUGAACAAUAUAAUGCAUUGCUUUUGUACUUUGCUGGAACAUAUUUAGAGGACACACUUAAUAAAAAACAGUGUGAAAAGAUUUAUCGAAUAUUGGAAAAACCAUCCACUAUACUAUAUCUAGAUUUUUUGAACUUUUUUUUGCCUUUAUUUACAAAAUUGAAUAUAGAAAUGCAAUCUGACGAUAUAAAAAUUCAUAUUUUAUACGAUCGGAUAGAACUAACACUGAAAACAAUAGCCGAUUGCUUCUUAAAAAAAGAAUAUUUAAAUAGUUUACCAAAUAUUUUUUUAAUAAAUUUGAACAAUAUAGAAAACUUUGAAUCUUUGGGAAAUUUGUAUUUGGGUCCGCAGUUGUGUUCAAAAUUGGAAGAUUCAGUUUUAACUGAAAGCGAAAUGUCUGAUUUUAAAGAUAACUGUAGAAACUUUCUCAUUAAGUCGUGUAAAGAGAUAAUUAAACGUUUUGACUUUUGUGAUGAAGGUGAAGUUUUUAAACUUCUAAAAUUUGUCAGCCCAGCAUCUCUCAAAAACAAAACUUUUAGUUCACUUGGACCUCUGUCCAAAUAUUUUUCCAACGUUUUUUCAGAAGGCGAAUGGAAUGAACUUGACCUCGAAUAUCGAUCCCUUCGAAAUUUAAAUUUAAUAGAUAUUUCCACUGAAAAUGUUCAGCAGUUCUGGAAAAAUGUUUUAAAUAUAAAGUUCGGCGACGAAACUGAAAUGUUUCCGCAUAUGAAGAAAUUAAUUUCGUUUAUCUUUUGUCUUCCACAUAGUGGAGCGGGGGCCGAAAGAUUAUUCUCAGCAGUCAACUUAAACAGGACUAGGCUUAGAAAUAAGCUUCAGAAUCCCACAUUAAGUGGAAUUCUAUUCACAAAAGCUCUUGUUAAGAGAAAUAAAUGUGUAGAUUUUGAAGUUGAAAAAGACUGUGUUAAUUUACAUAACAAAAAUAUGUACAAAAACUAAAGACUAAUAUGAUUAUUAUAUUAUUAUAAGCUACCUAUUUACAUCCUUUGAAUUUUUGUGAUACCUACAACUUUUUUAUUUGUAAUGAAGAUGUUACGUUUUUGUUUUUGUUUGAAAAAAAUACUAUAUA
Molecule: messenger RNA, 2207 nt
Organism: Eupeodes corollae
Lineage: Eukaryota; Metazoa; Arthropoda; Insecta; Diptera; Syrphidae
Exons: 2
Coding region: 893-2077 (394 amino acids)
Source: RefSeq, a predicted model, not a curated record